AUGACUGAAGUAGAACAGAUAAAGAUCUUACUAGGAGAGGGACAGACCGCAACACUGGCUGCCAGAUACAACCGAAUCUUGUGGAUUGAUGAGAAGAAUCUGACGGCUCAUGUGGAGGCUGGGAUCAUCGGACAGGAUCUGGAGAGACAGUUGAAUGAGCAUGGCUACUGUACGGGCCACGAGCCGGACUCCAUGGAGUUCAGUUCCCUGGGCGGAUGGGUGGCGACCCGCGCCUCGGGCAUGAAGAAGAACAUCUACGGCAACAUUGAGGACCUGGUGGUGCAUAUAAAGAUGGUGACCCCUAGAGGAGUGAUUGAGAAGAGCUGUCUGGGGCCCCGCAUGUCCACGGGCCCCGACAUACAUCACUUCAUUAUGGGCUCAGAAGGAACUCUGGGAGUGGUGACUGAAGUUACAAUGAAGAUCCGACCCAUUCCCGAGUACCAGAAGUAUGGCUCCGUAGUAUUCCCAAACUUCCAGCAGGGUGUGGCGUGCCUGAGAGAGGUGGCCAGACAGAGAUGUGCUCCAGCAUCCAUUCGGCUAAUGGACAACGAGCAGUUUCAGUUCGGUCAUGCACUCAAGCCGCAGGUGUCCUCCAUGUUCACGUCAUUCGUGGACGGCUUGAAAAAAUUCUACAUAACAAAGUUUAAAGGAUUCGACCCGCACCACCUGUGUGUCGCCACGCUGUUAUUCGAGGGGGAUCGUGGGAAGGUUUUGCAGCACGAGAAACAGGUUUACGACAUCGCAGCCAAAUUCGGGGGACUGGCAGCAGGAGAGGACAACGGUCAGAGGGGUUACAUGCUGACGUUUGUGAUCGCGUAUCUCCGGGAUUUGGGAAUGGACUACUACGUGAUGGGAGAGUCGUUUGAGACGUCUGUGCCCUGGGACAGGAUUUUGGACUUGUGCAGGAAUGUGAAGGAGAGGAUUGUAAGAGAGUGUAAGGAGAGAGGAGUUCAGUUCCCUCCACUGUCCACAUGCAGAGUUACACAGACGUAUGAUGCAGGUGCUUGUGUGUAUUUCUAUUUUGCCUUUAAUUACCGGGGUCUGAGUGAUCCAGUUCAUGUCUACGAACAAGUGGAGCAUGCGGCCCGGGAGGAGAUUCUUGCCAAUGGAGGAAGUCUGUCUCACCAUCAUGGAGUGGGAAAGCUCCGGAAGGAAUGGAUGAAAGAGAGCGUGUCCGGCGUGGGGCUCGGCGUGCUCAAGUCGGUGAAGGAGUUUGUGGAUCCUCAGAACAUUUUUGGGAGCAGAAACCUGUUGUAAUUCAGCAACACUCAUGCGUUUUCUAUUAUCUUCUAAUCAUAUUUGAUUUAAACCUCAUAUUCCCGUCUUUCUCGCACAGUAACACGAUAAACCACUCCUCUGUUUCUCAUUAACCCCAUCGCCUUUGACCUUUGACCUCUUCUUCAGUGAGGUGCAGGACUCCUCCUCCUCCUGAUCACGUGACUUGAUUUCUCGCCGGUCUUCCCGUGACUGAACAGGGUUUUGAAACUGUGAGGUCUGUGUCUGGCACUACUGUUGUGUUUCGUACAUCAGCAGACUGAAUUAUGCUUUUUAAAGCAGUGUGCCUUCUGUCUGUCUGUCUGUCUGUCUGUCUUACACUCCUCCUUCUGAGUGACUCAAUGUUUUAUUAUCCUCUCUUCCUUACUGUACUUUUGCCUUUUCUAUUCAUCAGCUCAAUAAACU
Messenger RNA from Rhinichthys klamathensis goyatoka, 1680 nucleotides. Its product is annotated as alkyldihydroxyacetonephosphate synthase, peroxisomal-like. Lineage: Eukaryota; Metazoa; Chordata; Actinopteri; Cypriniformes; Leuciscidae. The coding region runs from base 1 to 1257 and encodes 418 amino acids. Gene Ontology annotation, biological process: lipid biosynthetic process. The record is from RefSeq and is a predicted model, not a curated record. Gene Ontology annotation, molecular function: alkylglycerone-phosphate synthase activity; FAD binding. The transcript has 14 exons.